UCCUUUCAGAUUGCCGUUUGAGAUGGCCCUAAGAGGUGUGUGGCAGUUAAACAAGCUGAUUGUGAGCUAUUGUGACUGGGGUGGAAGUAGUAGAGGCCUCAGGGCAUUCAUGGAAUCUCAUUUGCCAGCAUUUAAAGAGAUUAAUCCCCAGCUGGAGGUGGUAACUGAGCUUUAUCGUGGUCAGCAUCCAUAUUUGAAGGGACUAUACUGUAAGAACAUCUUUACAAUCUUGACAAACCAGUUCUCUGCAAUUAAUGUUUUCAUUCUUAGUCUAUGCCUUGAGCAACAGUUAGGUAACAAGAAUGAGAGGGUUGUAUCAGUUAAAAACAUGACACCAGAGGAUAUACUUCUCUGUGCAACCAGGCUAAGAAAUUCACUUGGAAGAAAGGUGGUCAAGUUGAAGACAAGACACGUUACCAAGCACCCCAGUGUUCAAGGUACAUGGACAACAGACUUGAAGAUAUGAGCCAAA
Molecule: messenger RNA, 472 nt
Organism: Coffea arabica (coffee)
Lineage: Eukaryota; Viridiplantae; Streptophyta; Magnoliopsida; Gentianales; Rubiaceae
Product: large ribosomal subunit protein mL43-like
Biological process (GO): mitochondrial translation
Cellular component (GO): mitochondrial large ribosomal subunit
Molecular function (GO): structural constituent of ribosome
Source: RefSeq, a predicted model, not a curated record